This is a messenger RNA of Anoplophora glabripennis (Asian longhorned beetle), 2872 nucleotides long. RefSeq names its product transient receptor potential cation channel subfamily A member 1-like. NCBI's taxonomy places the organism in Eukaryota, Metazoa, Arthropoda, Insecta, Coleoptera, Cerambycidae. The record is from RefSeq and is a predicted model, not a curated record. Gene Ontology annotation, molecular function: protein binding. The coding region runs from base 46 to 2589 and encodes 847 amino acids. The transcript is spliced from 2 exons.
UAUUAGUGCACAAAAGCAAACACUGGUGCUACUAACGUAAGAACUAUGGUUUACAGUUAUAGAUUAUCUGUUGAAGAUGAAGAUGUUGAACAAGGUCCAAAUGCAACCAAAAUAAUGACGGAUCGCAGUUUUAAAGGAAAAAGAGAUCAGUUACUAAAACUGGUAGUUGGAAAACAUGGAGAAAAUGUCAGUCACGCAGAAAAUAUACAAAGGAUUCAGCGUAUUUUAGAAACAAAUAAAAAUUUAUUGACUUACCAAUAUUGGGAAGACAACAAAAUAAGAUCUGUUUUACAUAUUGUCAAAUAUAGUUCCAAAAUGAGAUAUGAUUAUAAACAGCAAGUAAUAAACACUAUUAUAGAUGUCGGAUGUAGACUAUUUAAAUUUUCAGAAAAUUCAUCCUUUAGAGACAAAUGCCUCUCUCUUUUUUUUGCUGCUGCUAAAAGCGAUUUGGAAGAUUUAAGAGAAAUUAUUAUUUAUUUCAGAAAUAAUGAUUUGACAAAAAUAUAUGAUACCCGAGAAGGUGAUACCAUCAUUUCUUUCAUGGUAAAAUUUGGAGAUCAUUUUCAUGGAGAUUUUUUUAAUUGCUUAAAACUUUUGUUAGAGGAAGGCAUUGAUGUUGAAAGAGUUGACUAUUACAAAAAUAAUGUAAGAGGAGUAAUUAGAAAGGAAAAGCAGUUUUUAGAGAAAAAUAAAGUUGACAAUAAGUACAUAGACAAAUUAAAGGAAAUUUGUGAUUAUGUGGAUACAUUUUCCAAAUUAAAUCAGGACUUUAACUCGAGAAUAAACUACAAAUAUAAACUGUUUCAAGGAAUUAUAAACGAACAGAAAAAUUUAAAACACAUUUUAAAACAAAAAUUGGUGGAUUCUGACGACGGGGAGAAUACUCUUCUGCAGCUAGCUAUUAUUAAGAAUAAUGUAGAAAUAACGAAAGAAUUGUUAAAUGCGGGGGCGAACCCUAAUCGUGUAGUUCAAGGAAGAAAUGAAGAAGUUCCUCUCGUAUUGGCCGCUAAACUCCAAAGAGAUAAAAUUUUUCAAGAAAUAUUAAUAAAUAAGGACAUUGAGAUUAGCGAAAUCAUGUUUGUCAAGUUUGUAAAAGAAUUAAAAAGGAAGUUCUUAAAUUCUUUGUUAGAGAUUGAAAACCUGAACGUGGACUUUGAAUAUAAGGGUAAAACACCAUUGCACUAUGCUAUAAUGGAAAAUAAUAAAAAAGCUGUACAAUCCUUACUCCAAAGAGGCUCUCGUGUUGAUGAAACUUGUCUACAGUAUAUCAAUCCUAAAGAUCUAGAAGAUUAUUUCAAUUCAUGUAUUAAAUUUGACAACUUUAGAAAAGAUUUCGAAGAAGGUGAUUUUAAACUCUUCCUGGUGUUUGAUUUUUUUAUCAUAUCGUUUAGGAAACAUUCUAAAAAACAAGCAAUCGAGAAUUCUGCUGAGUCAACACAGUUGUUUGGAAAAAAUAAAAUUUCUCCCGAGGAGUUUAAUUCAGAACUAGCAAUUGUCGAAAAUAUUGGAAAUAUUAAAAGGCUUAAACAUCUACUUGAGCAUCCCUUAGUGUACAUAUAUAUCAUGUUGAAAUGGCACAGUGUAUUGAAGUAUUAUUAUUGUAUUACUAUUGCAAAAUCUGUUUUCUAUAUAAUGAUGGGACUUUUGAUAUGUUCAUUUAAUUACUACUUGGCAACUGUUCUCCUAAUAAUACAACUUAUUGUUGUGUAUUACAAUUAUUCGGAAUUUAAACUGGAAUUUAGGAGAUAUACUUUGCAUUUUAUUUUAGAAUUUCUCAUUUUUAUUUGUUUAGCGGCAAUUUAUAUACUAAAAUCUUUAAAUAAUGACAAAUUUGUAAAAGUCAUAAACGAAAUAUCAGCCUUCAUUAUUAUUUUCAUUUCUGUAUCUAUACUGUUAACCAUCGGUUAUCAUUUAAAAUUGUCUAAAUGGGUAGCAAUGGCAAAAAGAAUUUUCAGAAAUUUUAGUAUAUUAUUAUUGUUUUUCAUGGUUCCUAUCAGUGCAUUCGCGACAUCAUUUAUGUUACUAUCAGAAACAGAUAACGGUGAUUUUUCAAGUUUCUAUGGAUCACUUUUCAAAACAUUUAUUAUGAUAGUCGGUGAAAUAGGAGAUGUAAAAUUUACUGGUAUAAGUAGUUACUUAAUUUUUGUUUUAUUCACUCUUGGUGUAGCAAUAAUGUUACUAAAUUUUUGGAUAGGUAUAGCCGUCGCAGAUAUUAACGAAAUAAAAAAACAAUCGACGAUUGUGGCUUUUCAGCAAGUCAUAUCGUAUGUACGAAGCUUAGAAAAACUGUACAAUUUUAUCUUUGAUAAUAAGUUAUACAGCGAGAAACAAAAACCCUCUUUGAGGUCAAGAAUAACAUUAAAAAAAUUUAAAAGGUAUAAAUACUGUUAUGGCGUCGAUUUUUAUAUGAAUUCUCAGAAACAAUUUAAGAAUAACAAAUAUUUCAGAAAGUGCAAAAUACCCAUAAAAAUAGUUUCAAAAAUUAAAUUGCUAUAUGAAGAAGACAAGACAAAAUCAUUUGAUAGCAUUGUUACGAAAUUAAAUGAAAUUAAACAGUUACUUAAUGAUCACAUUAAUCAAACUCAAUAAAUAUUAAGUCCAAUACAAUUAAUGGUACUAUUUAUUAUUAACUAACUGUAAGCAAAUGAGUAUGUAUAAUAUAUAAUAAAGUAAUGCCAUCUAAUAAAAUUAUGUACUUACCUACAAAUGUACCUAUAGUCUGAAAAUACACAUUUUCUAUUAAAUAUAUUUAAAUUAGAGGAUAUUUUUUAUUUAUUUUAUAAAAUUUAAAAUUUUUAAUUGAUGAUAUUGAUAGGGUAAAAACCUUUCUUUGGAGUCCAGUGACGUAAUCAUAUUUUACAUUUCUACAUUU